GUCAAAUCGCCACACACGCAAAAACGCUUACGCGGAGAAAACCGAUCCAUUCGCAUGUAAACAAGGGACAUAAUUUUCACAAUUUCCCUUAGUUUUCCCCGGAAUUUCCACUGUUAGACGGGCGGAAACACGAUAACCGGUGGAGCCGAAAACGCUGGUAACGAUGAUCAAACAACCGGUCCUCGCGGAGCUGCAGUAUUUCGUGACGAGCGUUUCGCACCUUUACAAGGGCAUUCCGCUCAAAGAUUCGAGCGCCCUGGUCAAGUGCAGUUUGCACCUGCUGGAGGAUUUACCGUCGACGCGGGAUGCUGUUUUCGAGUACUUCUCGCUGGUGUUCAACGGGGCCGUCAAGCUGUAUCUGAUCAAUGUCGAGAAGAACAAUCAAGAUGCAUCCCAAGACGACGACGCAAUCCAGGAAAUACAUGAGACGUUGGAACGGUUGGUCACGAACGGGCCUCCGGCUUGGUCGCCGCUCAUCUCUUCGUGGUGCCUGCGUUUGCUGGGUGAGAUCUGUGACAAGAACAGCAGAAGGCGCCAGCUAGACAUCCGGACGUCGUGCAAUCUGUGGCUGGGUUGCAAUGCCAUCCGUUGCCUGGUGGGCCUGACGGCGCUCUGUUUCAGCAAGUUGGACGAGCAAGAAGUGGACGCUUGCAUCACGGGCCUUUUGAACACCUUUGCUCAGUAUUCGCCACACUUUGAUUGGGUUGUGGCCCGGCUGGGAGGAUGCUUCCCAUCGAAAGUCAUCUCCAAGAUGCUUUACUGUGGCUUGAAGCGCUUCACCGGCGAGUACGAUCAGGUGGACUCCGAGGUGGAAGUUUUGAGCUAUCUGGCCGCAGCGAACGAGAAGGAUUUGCGCCAGUCGCUGAAGGAAAUCUGCGAGAAGGAAACGAUGAACAAAUUGGUCGUGCCGUACCUGCUACAUCUGUCCAAGCAUUCGGACGUUUUGGCUCAGGCUUUGGCAAUGGUGUUCCUGGAAAAUUAUACGGACAGUCAUCUCCAACUCAUCAAAACCCAAAGCAAAUUUUGGCCGAACAACUACAGCACGACCAACGUGAUUCACAUCAUCACCGGAUUGCUCCUUAAAAUCAAAAAAGCCUCCAUCGAAGUACUGCUGACUCUACCUCGCAUUGCGGAAAAGUUUUCCUGGUGUCAGGAACUGCUAGAAAUGCUUUUUGUCGAGCUGGAAGCAAUCGUCCUCGAAAAGCGGACCUGCCCUCUCCUAGAGGAUGCCGUCAAGGACACCUCCAAAGAGUUGCUGUGGCAAUCGUGCCUCAGUGACUGUGCGCUUCUACAGCAAAGUGCCGUUCGCUUGAUACUGCUGGCUAGUCUGAAAUCGUCCUACUUUCUCCAUCAAUCGAUCGCCCACCUGCUGGCCGAAUCUUCGGGAACCUCCACAAACGCCAGCAAACCUCACCUGAACGGUCUGGUACGAUUGCUCGGAGGCCCACACGGUUCACCCGAACUGCCUCGGAUCAAGCCCGGGUUCGAAAUUGCUCUGGAAAAGAUGCUGCUGACUCCGGGUCGGAGUCGCGAUAAUUGGAACAUUCUGAGGAAUUUGGUGGAGAUCGUCAAGCUGGAGCGGGAUUCGUUCAAUGUACACCUGAAGAAGACAAACUGUGUACAAAUGUUGCAGGAGCUGCUCGUGAGAUUGAUGGCCAUCUGGGAGAUGUUGAUGAAUCAGGAGAAGAUCCCGUUGCCGCAGCAACCGAGGGACACUAUGGCGUCGGAGGAAGUAAAGACCGAAACAAAAAAAGUGAAGCGCGAAGAUGGAGGGACGGAACCGACGGAUACUGGUGAAGGUCCAAGCACUGCCAUUCACCCGCCUAGCUUUUGCACCCGGGAGCAAAUCCACAUGCUAGCCAAGCUGAUUGACUGCAUGGAGCUCAAUUCCAAGGCCUGCGUUAUGAACAUGUCAGAAACUCUGAAACUAUCGCAGCUAACCGUACGGUAUUUCUUCUUCUGCUUAGAACAGACAGCCAGUGGAGAAAAUUUGGCUUCCGAGGACGAAGCGAACCUGUACCGGUGCUAUCAGCUACUGUCCAGGCACAGUGCUACAAGGAAAGCGGCCCGAACUGCAGCCUUGAGGGACAUUCUCGAGGGUGCUCUAUACCUGCACGGGCACUUGUUCGGUUCGCAAAUGGAACAUGACACGGUGGAUUACGGCAAACCCGAUGAACUUCUGAUAAAGUUGAAUCAGAAGCAAGGGGUGGCAAUGAACGCCUCUCGAGCAACGGUACUCCAUGCGGGCGUCAUUGGGCAUGGUCCGAAGCAACCGGCUAAAAUAGCCGAAGGUCCCCAAACGCACAUGCAGGAUCGCCUGAUCAGCGCCAUUGUGGCAUGCUGCCAAGAUUCCGAGCACCAAAACACAAUCGACGGCUUCAGCUACGUUUCCUUGCUUUUGGUGGAACUGGUAUCGCCAGAUGUAAUGUACAACGGUCUUCCCUGGCCGGAGGAAGAGUUCACCAAGGUGACCAUGGAACGAGAUCUCCAGAUUCGAAGAAUGUUCCGCAACUGCCCCAUCCUGUGGUCCAUCCUUGGGCUGAUAGCUUGCUAUCGACCUGCUCUCUGCUACAGUUCCGUUCUGCUAAGAGCUCUGUGCGCUUCGGUCCUGCACCAGUGGCGAUCGAAAUCUGCCGAAACGAUGAACGGUCACAAAACGGAACUGAUGUUUGUGACAACGAAACUGCUGGAAUUGUUGGCGCUCGGGCAGUUACUUCCACCUCCACUUAGCUAUCUGCACAUCGUCCUCCCGUACCUGGAUGCUAAUGAGAUCAUCUAUGUGCUCAAAGAGUGCGUCUGGAACUACAUGAAGGAUCACGUGCCCUCGCCGGUACUGUUCGUGUGUGACCCUACCGGUUUCCACUGGCGAGAUCCGCAAACGUCCCGGCCCCCGCCCCAAUACACGAACCCAUUGCGGAAUACAAUGCAAAAGAAACUGCCGAAAAUCGGUCACCUGUACCAUCAGAUGUUCGUAGGACCAGAGCUGCGGAAUCCCACCGUUUCGCACGUGACCAUGGUGAAUGGGUUGGGCGGAGGUGGCCCGGCCCCAUUGGGAGUGAACGUUGUCAAUGUUGCUGGCGUCGCCUCCAAUGGAAAUGGAAUGGUACUAGCCGCUUUACCGUUGGCUGCCAAUGGCAAUGGACCAAUCGGUAUUGUGAACAAUGCCGGACCCUUGGCACCGGGUAUAAUACCGGUCGUCACGCUGGAUUAGCUUAUGUUGUCAUCGUAAGAUUGUAGAUGUAGUUAGUCAACGAUUGAUUGAUGACGGUAAGUAUAUGUAGGAAGAUUUAUACAAACUCCAACUUAAGAGCGAUUAACAAUGUAAGAUUUUUUGGAUACAUGAUUA
Aedes aegypti (yellow fever mosquito) is the source of this 3346-nucleotide messenger RNA. RefSeq names its product integrator complex subunit 5 (gene omd). Gene Ontology annotation, cellular component: integrator complex. The coding region runs from base 164 to 3211 and encodes 1015 amino acids. Lineage: Eukaryota; Metazoa; Arthropoda; Insecta; Diptera; Culicidae. The transcript has 5 exons. Gene Ontology annotation, biological process: snRNA 3'-end processing. The record is from RefSeq and is a predicted model, not a curated record.